This is a messenger RNA of Oryza sativa Japonica Group (Japanese rice), 417 nucleotides long. Lineage: Eukaryota; Viridiplantae; Streptophyta; Magnoliopsida; Poales; Poaceae. The record is from RefSeq and is a predicted model, not a curated record.
AUGGGGAGCGGCGGAGGCGGUUGGGAGCGGGGACGGAUCAAGGACCGUCAGUACCUGCUCGUCCCGGAGGGCACCGACCACCCACCGCAUGCCGCGCUGUCCUCCCCCUCCCCAUCGCCGCCGCACGUCUUCCACCGUAUCCGCGUCGCCGCGUGCGCGCUGCGCGUCCUCCGCAACCUCCAGCCCGCGGCGGCCACCAUCUGGAGCAAGCUUGGCGAUGGCGAGGGGCCGCGGGUGUUGCUCUACUACACGUCGCUUCGCGUCGUCUGCGGGACCUACGAGGACUGUCGUGCCGUGCGCGCCAUCCUGUGGGGGCUCCGCGCUGCCGUCGACGAGCGAGACCUCCCCAUGGACCCGACCUUCCUCCCGGAGCUUGCCGCGCUCCUCCCCCAACGCCGCCACAUGACCCUCCCCUAA